UUGCGAAAUGUCACAAGUCGCAGACGAACGUGGCAAUACACAGACAGUGGAAAUUCCUCGAGGAUCAAAAGAACUCAAGUCUACAAACUACGGGUGGUUCAGCUUGAAACCUAGCUGCCUACAAGGCCUGUUGUCCUCUCGAUGGAUUCUAGUAUUCUGCUGCAUUCUCGUCGGUACACAAAGCCUGAUAGUCACCGGUUUGUCAGGGGUCGUUAUUUCGUCGAUCGAAAAGCGAUAUUAUCUACGAAGUAGCGAAGUAGGGAGUAUAUUUUCGUGUUAUGAUAUCGGCAAUACACUUGUGACCUUACUCGUCAGCUAUAUCGGCCAUUCACACAAAUCCAAAUGGCUGGGGGCUGGUUCAAUUGUGCUGGGCCUGGGCUGUCUGGUUUUUGCCCUACCACAGCUAUUGGUAGCCGAAUACGAACCCAGAAUCGCAGGAUCUAGCGACCUAUGUUAUUUGAACGAAACUCUACGCAACAGCACAAGUUCGUCGGAAAAUUGCCGAAGUUCGGAAUGGUAUCAUCUGAUGGUUUUCGUUCUUGGGCAGUUACUUAUCGGGGCCGGCGCCUCGCCUGUUUAUAACUUGGGGUCAGCGCAUUUAGAUGAAAGCGUGACUCGAAAAAAUUCCGGUGUAUAUCUUGGGAUUUAUUAUGCCGUGGCUACCUUAGGUCCCGGACUUGGGUUCCUCCUAGGAGGUUUAUUUCUCUCCGUAUAUAUCGAUAUUAAAUUGGUAAGCCGAGAAGUGACCUUCGAUGAUAUUCAUCAUAACCCUUUGGAACUUUGGAACUUUGGAAAUUUUGAAUUUGUGUUUGUAUAGGUUUCAAGCUAUUCAUGCAUUAAGUAUUUACUUUGCGACUUCGCCCACGCAUGACUUGCCUACGCAUUUCAACCCAGC
Paramuricea clavata is the source of this 895-nucleotide messenger RNA. Lineage: Eukaryota; Metazoa; Cnidaria; Anthozoa; Malacalcyonacea; Plexauridae. The record is from the annotation of a GenBank genome assembly.